UCGGCGCCCGCGGUCCAUGGACCGGAACCUCGGGCCGACGGGCAGGAACCCCGGCCGCGAUCGCCGCCUCCCCGCCCCAGGCUCCUCCUCCUCGCUCCCCACCGCCUCCUCCGGACGCCCGCAGGCCCCGCACCCCAGCCGCCGGGCUCGCGGAGCUGCCCCGGGAAGCUGGGUGGCGGGUUCGCGGCUACCGCCGGACUGAGGCCUACUCCGCCGCCUCUCAGUGCUAUUGUCCCUGGCCUGGCCCCGACUGGGUCCGCUGGGGAGGGCCGAGUGCGCCGGCUUCAAGGAAGAUGCCGGACCAAGCCCUACAGCAGAUGCUGGACAGAAGUUGCUGGGUGUGUUUUGCCACUGAUGAAGAUGAUAGAACAGCUGAAUGGGUGAGACCAUGCAGAUGCAGAGGAUCUACAAAAUGGGUUCACCAGGCUUGUCUACAACGCUGGGUGGAUGAAAAACAAAGAGGAAACAGUACAGCCAGAGUGGCAUGUCCUCAAUGCAAUGCUGAAUACUUAAUAGUUUUUCCAAAGUUGGGUCCAGUUGUUUACGUCUUGGAUCUUGCAGAUAGACUGAUCUCAAAAGCCUGUCCAUUUGCUGCAGCGGGAAUAAUGGUUGGCUCUAUCUAUUGGACAGCUGUGACUUAUGGAGCAGUGACAGUGAUGCAGGUUGUAGGCCAUAAAGAAGGUCUGGAUGUUAUGGAGAGAGCUGAUCCUUUAUUUCUUUUAAUUGGACUUCCUACUAUUCCUGUCAUGCUGAUAUUAGGCAAGAUGAUUCGCUGGGAGGACUAUGUGCUUAGACUAUGGCGCAAAUACUCAAAUAAACUACAAAUUUUGAAUAGUAUAUUUCCAGGGAUUGGUUGUCCUGUUCCUCGAAUUCCAGCUGAGGCUAAUCCUUUAGCAGAUCAUGUCUCUGCUACCCGAAUUUUGUGUGGAGCCCUUGUCUUUCCUACUAUUGCAACAAUAGUUGGUAAAUUGAUGUUCAGUAGUGUUAACUCUAAUUUACAAAGGACAAUCUUGGGUGGAAUUGCUUUUGUUGCCAUAAAAGGAGCAUUUAAAGUUUACUUCAAACAGCAGCAAUAUUUACGUCAGGCACACCGCAAAAUUCUAAAUUAUCCAGAGCAAGAAGAAGCAUAAAACUGUGACUUCUAGUUCUUCAGUCUUCUCAUCCUUAUGAAUCUCUUGUCUUGUUUUGAUUCCAUCAUUAAUGCACUUGUGGAGACUUGUGAUAAGCUGCUGCUCCUAUAUUUUUUAAGAAAUGUAAUAAAGCACUUAGGGCAGGGGAAAUUGUUUCAGUAAUCACGGAACCUAAGGAUGUGAUUUGUUUUCAUUGUUUUGUAUGUACUUCUUUUAUGGCAGCCAUCUGAACCAUUAUCUUAGCAUGGUAAACCUGGGUUUUGUUCAUAUUUCCUCCAGACAGAAAUGUAAAGGUCAAACUGUGCAAAUAUUAAAAAAUGCACAUGCUGUUUUAUUCAAAUGCCUCUUUUGUUCAUGUUCAGUGUUUUCUUAGCAUCAGCAACUCAAGGUACUAUGAGGAUUUUUCUCACUGGCAUAAUUUGAUUACAUACUAAACAGGAGCAUGUGUUAAUGAGGAAAUGUAAGCUAAUUGGUUAUAAAUGAAUAACAAACCAAAAAUGUGUGUAAACAUUCAAGUGAAUACCUGAACAAAUGAGAUUUUGUUGUGUUUUCCUUAAACCAAACCGUGUGAUGUCCUCCAAAAUGUGUAGGGUGAAAAUUCACAGGGCUUCCAGAUCACUUUUUCACUAUUAAAUUUUAUUUAUAUAA
Molecule: messenger RNA, 1778 nt
Organism: Lemur catta (Ring-tailed lemur)
Lineage: Eukaryota; Metazoa; Chordata; Mammalia; Primates; Lemuridae
Gene: MARCHF5
Product: membrane associated ring-CH-type finger 5
Exons: 6
Coding region: 294-1130 (278 amino acids)
Molecular function (GO): zinc ion binding
Source: RefSeq, a predicted model, not a curated record